AUGCAGAAUGUGUGUAGAACCUGCAUGGGCGACUCUGUCACCCUGGUGAAUAUCUUCUCAGAUGUGCGCGAUCCGGCGCUCGAGCAGCCGGUGAGGAAUCUCUCCUACAUCCUGAGUGAGUGCACCAACCGCUCCGUUCGGCGGGACGACUGUCAGCCGCAGUUCAUCUGCCUGUCCUGCGUCCAAACUGCCCAGACGGCCUUCAGGUUCAAGCGUCAGUGCGAUCGCAGCUACCACCGCUUCUGCGAGCUCCAAAACAAGGAUUCCCUUGAGGGGGAUCAGGAUGAGGAUAACCAGCAAGCAAUUUCCCCGGAAUCGGGGCACAAAGAAGCUCCUAAAGCUGACGAUUCCCGAUCUGAUUUGUCUCCAGGAGCAACCAACAACACACCAAUGCUGAGAUCACCCGUUGGAACUGGCAGGACAAAAAAUAGGAAUAAUCGCUUCGCGUGUGUUCAUUGCAAUAACACAUACAAGAGAAGAUGGGGCUUAAGGAGACACCUGCUUACCCACACCACCAAGCCGACCCACAAUUGUCCCUACUGUCCCAAGUUUUUUUGGCGAAAGGAUUGCUACACUGACCACCUUCGUACCCACGGCAAGCGUAGACCGGUUUCCUGCAAUAAGUGCGCCAUGGUAUGUCCCGAUGCCACUUAUCUGGAAAUGCAUCAGCAGGAGCACAAUGAGGAAAUGGUUGGAAACAAAAGUCCUGUUUUAGAGGCUGAUAAUAUAAUCAACAAGGAAAACCGCUCAGAUGUCAUAGCUGAAAAUGUCCCAGUGCUGGAAACUGACCACAAGCAUUUUUGCGACCUUUGCUCCGACUCAUUUGUCCUGGAAGAAGACCUCAAAACUCAUAGAACGCUAGUGCAUGAUAUCAACAUUACGAAUACUGCGAAAUCCAUGACGAUUACGCGCGAGUUGGAACCGCAACGUUUGAACCUUAGUCUAGAGAGCAGCGCACUCCAAGAUUGUAACAUGGAAAACAGUCAGAAUAUUUCAGCUUUAAAGCAAGCUGAAAGUGGAUUUGAUCAGGAGAAUAUAUCUCCCUCUUCAUUCUUAAGGAAUCAAAGCAAGUUACUUAAUCCCGAGGCGAAGAGCUUCCAGUUUUCCGAGCCGAAGCACCACUGUCCCAUCUGCUCAAAGGCUUUUUUCUUGAGAUACAUGUUAAUGCAACACCUGCGCACCCACGACGAUUGGGUUCCUCAUGCCUGCCGGCAGUGCUCGGCCAUAUUUAUUGAGCGCAACCAAUUGAAAAUCCAUCAGCGCGAGCACGAGGAGAAUACAGUCGGGGCCACAGAGCUAGAGGAUCCUGACUGGGAGGACAAGGAUGUCGACACGGAGGACAAUAAUAUGAUCAACGAUAUAAGCGACACGAAUCCAGUAGCAGAAUCUACCCCUGUGUUGCGCGAUUGGGAAAUAGAAAGUCUGAACCUAAGCCUGGAAAGUAACACCAUCGAUGAUUCUGGCAUUCAAAGAAGUGAAGACACUCCAACUUUGAUGCAAAAUGAAAGUGGAUUCGAUCAGGAGACAACUUCAGCGGAGCAGAGCGAGAAACCAAAAAAGUUAUCAGAGAAAAAGAGCGACGUGUGUCCCUUUUGCCACUCCAAGCAGAACAAAUCGAACAUGCGGCGACAUCUAAAAACUCACAUUUCAAAACCGGAACACAAGUGUUCCGUAUGUUUGAAACUUUUUGCGCGCUCUGAUAACUUGACCCGGCACCUGGCACGCGUCCACGCAGAGCAUGGUAAGGCCAAACGGUAUUCCUGCGGGCUGUGUCCGGCCGUAUUCAGCGAGAAGUACAUCCUUGAACGGCAUAAGCACAAUGUGCAUGAUAAUCGGAAUUAA
Molecule: messenger RNA, 1842 nt
Organism: Drosophila kikkawai
Lineage: Eukaryota; Metazoa; Arthropoda; Insecta; Diptera; Drosophilidae
Gene: kipf
Product: kipferl
Biological process (GO): regulation of DNA-templated transcription
Cellular component (GO): nucleus
Molecular function (GO): zinc ion binding; RNA polymerase II cis-regulatory region sequence-specific DNA binding; DNA-binding transcription factor activity, RNA polymerase II-specific
Source: RefSeq, a predicted model, not a curated record